AGUUCAAACUUUUGGUUAUGAAGAUCUGGGGCUGUUUUGUUUCGUUCUGAGGGCCUGGAGUCAAACACAAGGCGGUCCUGAUGUCUUCCCUCAGUAGGGAGCUUGUGUUCUUGAUUUUACAGUUCCUCGAUGAGGAGAAAUUCAAGGAAACUGUUCACAAGCUUGAACAGGAGUCGGGGUUCUUCUUCAAUAUGAAGUACUUCGAGGAUGAGGUGCAUAAUGGAAAUUGGGACGAAGUCGAGAGAUAUCUCUCAGGCUUCACCAAAGUGGACGAUAACCGGUAUUCCAUGAAGAUAUUUUUCGAAAUUAGGAAGCAGAAGUAUCUUGAGGCGCUGGAUAAGCAUGACCGUGCCAAAGCUGUAGACAUCCUUGUAAAGGAUCUGAAGGUUUUUGCCUCAUUUAAUGAAGAGUUGUUCAAGGAAAUCACACAGCUCUUGACAUUAGAGAACUUCAGGGAAAAUGAACAACUUUCCAAAUAUGGAGAUACAAAGUCUGCCAGAACAAUCAUGCUAGUUGAGCUCAAGAAGCUAAUUGAAGCCAAUCCCCUAUUUCGUGACAAAUUGCAGUUUCCUACCCUUAAAAACUCAAGGUUACGGACACUCAUUAAUCAAAGCUUGAAUUGGCAGCAUCAGCUUUGUAAAAAUCCAAGGCCGAAUCCUGAUAUAAAGACCCUUUUUGUUGAUCAUACUUGUGGGCAACCGAAUGGUGCUCGUGCCCCAUCGCCAGCAAACAAUCCAAUCCUGGGAUCCAUACAAAAAGCAGGAGGUUUUCCUCCAAUUGGUGCACAUGGGCCUUUCCAACCUACACCAGCACCAGUUCCAGCGCCCCUUGCUGGUUGGAUGUCGAAUCCAUCUACUAUAACUCAUCCAGCAGUUUCUGGUGGACCCAUUGGUCUUGGUGCUCCUGCAAAUCCAGGUACUGCAAUUUUGAAGCAUCCUCGGACUCCGCCAACUAACAACUCCUCUGUUGAUUACCCAUCUGGGGAUUCAGAUCAUGCGUCCAAAAGAACAAGGCCAAUUAGUAUUUCGGAUGAGGUAAAUCUGCCUGUUAAUAUAUUGCCAGUAAGUUAUCCUGGUCAGAGUCACAGUCAACCUUUCAACACUCCUGAUGAUUUGCCGAAGACCGUUGUGCGAUCCCUGAUGCAGGGAUCAUCUCCCAUGAGCAUGGAUUUUCACCCUAUCCAACAGACUAUACUUCUAGUUGGUACCAAUGUGGGAGACAUAGGACUGUGGGAAGUUGGGUCUAGGGAGAGAAUAGUUCUGAAAAAUUUCAAGGUUUGGGAUCUCGGAGCAUGUUCGAUGCCUUUUCAAGCGGCUUUAGUUAAAGAUCCUGGUGUAUCAGUUAACCGUGUGAUAUGGAGUCCUGAUGGUUCUUUAUUUGGAGUUGCAUACUCGAGGCACAUUGUGCAGAUAUAUGCUUACCAUGGCAGUGAUGAUGUACGGCAGCACUUGGAGAUUGAUGCUCAUGUUGGUGGUGUAAAUGAUCUUGCAUUUUCUCACCCCAAUAAACAACUAUGCGUCAUAACCUGUGGUGAUGACAAGACAAUUAAGGUGUGGGAUGCAGCUUCUGGUGCCAAACAAUAUACUUUUGAAGGUCAUGAAGCUCCUGUUUAUUCUGUCUGCCCUCAUUAUAAGGAAAACAUCCAGUUUAUCUUUUCAACAGCACUGGAUGGAAAGAUAAAAGCAUGGUUAUAUGACAAUUUGGGAUCGAGGGUUGAUUAUGAUGCUCCAGGUCACUGGUGCACAACGAUGGCAUAUAGUGCCGAUGGGACGAGGCUCUUCUCAUGUGGGACCAGUAAAGAUGGAGAAUCAUAUAUAGUUGAAUGGAAUGAAAGUGAAGGGGCUGUAAAGAGGACUUAUCAUGGAUUCCGGAAACGUUCUUUGGGUGUGGUGCAGUUUGAUACCACAAGGAACCGGUAUUUGGCCGCUGGAGACGAAUUUGCAGUCAAAUUUUGGGACAUGGAUAAUGUUAACCUUUUAACAACUAUUGAUGCUGAUGGAGGCCUACCAGCAAGCCCACGUAUCCGCUUCAAUAAGGAGGGUACCUUAUUGGCUGUUUCUGCAAAUGACAAUGGAAUUAAAAUCUUAGCCAAUACUGAAGGCCUUCGGUUGCUCCGCUCAUUUGACAGUCGUUCUUUUGAUGCCUCAAGAGUUGUCUCUGAAAAUGUUACAAAGGCUACAAUAAGCCCACUUACAACUGUUGCAACCGCAACUAGUGCUGGAAUAGCAGACAGAGGAGCUCCUGUGGUGUCCCUAGCUGGAAUGAAUGGGGAUGCACGGAAUUUGGCAGAUGUAAAGCCUAGAUUAACUGAAGAAGCCAACGACAAAUCAAAGAUUUGGAAACUCACGGAAAUUAAUGAACCAGUUCAGUGUCGAGCUCUGAGACUUCCUGAUAACCUCAGAACAAAUAAGAUAUCAAGGUUGAUUUAUACAAAUUCAGGAACUGCUAUUUUGGCAUUAGCAUCAAAUGCUAUUCACCUACUUUGGAAAUGGCAGCGUAGCGAACGUAAUUCAGGCGGCAAGGCCACAGCCAGUGUUCCUCCUCAAUUAUGGCAACCAGCAAGUGGCAUACUAAUGACUAAUGACAUAACCGACACCAAUCCUGAAGAUUCUGUUCCUUGCUUUGCUUUGUCCAAGAACGAUUCAUAUGUUAUGUCGGCAUCAGGAGGAAAGAUAUCCUUGUUCAACAUGAUGACAUUUAAGACAAUGACGACUUUUAUGCCUCCACCACCUGCUGCAACUUUUCUUGCUUUCCACCCUCAAGAUAAUAAUAUAAUUGCUAUUGGCAUGGAUGACUCCACAAUCCAGAUAUAUAAUGUCCGUGUAGAUGAGGUUAAAAGCAAGCUGAAAGGCCACUCCAAAAGAAUCACUGGACUCGCCUUUUCCCAUAUAUUGAAUGUGCUAGUUUCAUCUGGUGCAGAUGCACAGAUUUGUGUCUGGAAUUCCGAAGGGUGGGAAAAGCAAAAGAACAGAUUCUUGCAGCUUCCUGCAGGGAGGGCACCAACAGCUCUAUCAGACACACGUGUACAGUUCCACCAGGAUCAAGUACACUUCUUGGUCGUGCAUGAAACUCAGCUUGCAAUAUUUGAAACAACGAAAUUAGAAUGUGUCAAGCAGUGGGUCCCACGAGAAUCUUCUGCACCCAUAUCCCAUGCAACAUUCUCCUGUGACAGCCAGCUGGUGUAUGCCAGCUUUCUGGAUGCAACUGUUUGCAUAUUUAGUGCAGCACAUCUUAGAUUACGAUGCCGGAUUAAUUCAACUGCGUACCUUCCACCCAAUGUGAGCUCCAACGUACACCCACUCGUGAUUGCUGCCCAUCCAUUAGAGGCAAACCAGUUUGCGUUGGGAUUGACAGACGGUGGAGUCUAUGUUUUUGAGCCUUUGGAAUCUGAAGGGAAAUGGGGUUUACCACCACCUGUUGAGAAUGGGUCAACAAGCAACAUGCCCACAGCAGCCGCAGUUGGAGCUUCUGGUUCAGAACAACAGCAGAGGUGAUGGAUCUAUGAAAGCAUGAGUUCUCUUUCUUCUUCUGUGCUCUGCUCGACUGACUCUAGGUCCUUUUGACAAACUGCAUUUUGGGGUUGCAGGUUCGAGGUUCAGGUCAUAUAAUUUACUCUGGAAUGGACAUGUAGUUAGACUGAGCAUAUAGGACAAGUUUUUACUUUAGUUUUAUGGUAGUUGAUAAUGGUGGAUCGAUCUCUUAAUUUUAUCAGGAAAUUUAUUUUCUGUCCAUUUUAAUUUCUUAUUUGUUUUCAGCAUUUACUUCGUUUGAUGUAAAGAAAUUGCGACGUAGAUUGUAAUUUUUUGUAGAUUCAGUGAAGUUUACUCUUGGGGCUGCCUUUUGUCC
Molecule: messenger RNA, 3846 nt
Organism: Telopea speciosissima
Lineage: Eukaryota; Viridiplantae; Streptophyta; Magnoliopsida; Proteales; Proteaceae
Product: protein TOPLESS-like
Exons: 27
Coding region: 81-3494 (1137 amino acids)
Biological process (GO): regulation of DNA-templated transcription
Molecular function (GO): protein binding
Source: RefSeq, a predicted model, not a curated record